UUGUAUAUAGCUUUACAAGAGGCUGAUCCGGCCAAAAGAACAAGUCUACCUUAAAUAUUCUCAGGAGUCAACAAGUUUUAAUAUCUAUCCACAACUAAGUCAUAGAUAUACUUUAAACAAAGCAACUGUGCAAGAUAAUAAACUAAAACUUACUCAGCAUGCCUUUUGCCGUUAGCAUAAAAAUUCCUUUAAACUAUACCAUCAGAAAGGUUCCAAAGCUGAAAAAUUCCCCAUGAGCCGACUAACAAGGCUUCAACAAUUAAGUAUUUGCACUUGCUUAAAGAUGAAGGCCAGUUUUCUUGUUUUGGCUCCUCUAUAUAUACACACACUUCUUUUGGAAAAAAUCAAACACAGCUUUACCACAUUCUAAAUGUGGUGUAGUUUAUUCAAAUGGCUCCAACUUCUUUCUUCUACCUUAUUUUUGUGCUCAGCUUCUUUCUUGUCAUCGCAUCUGCCUCUCAAACUACCAAGUCUAGCAAUUUACAGAACUACAUCAUCCAAGUACGCCAACCAAAGGGCAGAGUCCUUUCCCAAUCAGAUGACUUGGAGAGUUGGUACAAAUCUUUUCUGCCAGUUAGAACUGCUGCAAGCUCAGACAACAAGCCUCAUAUUAUAUAUUCAUACCGAAAUGUAAUGAGUGGGUUCGCAGCAAGGCUGACACAUGAUCAAGUGAGAGCAAUCGAAAACAAAGAUGGUUUUGUAUCAGCACGCCCUCAAAAGAUAUUCAAGAAACUAACAACACACACACCCGACUUCUUGGGACUGCACCAGCAGACAGGAUUUUGGAGAGAGUCAAAUUUUGGGAAGGGAGUGAUCAUUGGAGUACUAGAUGGUGGAAUUUUUCCAGGCCAUCCUUCGUUUAGUGAUGCGGGAAUACCUCCCCCACCCGCUAAAUGGAAGGGGAGGUGUGAUUUCAACGUGUCUGAGUGCAGCAACAAAAUAAUAGGUGCGAGGUCAUUCAACUUGGCAGCCAAGGCAACAAAGGGAGGGGCAACUGAGCCACCACUUGAUGAGGACGGACAUGGGACACACACUGCAAGUACAGCAGCAGGAAGGUUUGUGAACUAUGCAAAUGUUCUAGGAAAUGCCAAAGGCACAUCAGUUGGCAUGGCUCCUUAUGCUCAUUUGGCAAUAUACAAAGUGUGCUUUGGAGAAGAUUGUCCCGACAUCGAUAUACUGGCUGGUCUUGACGCAGCAGUUGAGGAUGGUGUAGAUGUGCUCUCGAUCUCCCUUGGUAUAGAACCAACUACACUUUUCAACGACAGCAUUGCUAUAGGCUCAUUUGCGGCAAUCCAAAAAGGAAUAUUUGUAAGUUGCUCGGCUGGGAAUUCUGGCCCUUUUAACAGCACUUUAUCUAAUGAAGCCCCUUGGAUUCUCACAGUAGGAGCAAGCACCAUAGAUCGAAAAAUAGUAGCCACAACAAAACUAGGAAAUGGAGAAGCGUUUGAUGGUGAAACCAUCCACAGAGGAGACUUUCCUCCAACAUAUUCACCUCUUGUUUAUUCUGGCAUGAAUGGCAAAUCAGAGUCUGCAUUUUGUGCUGAAGGGUCAUUGAAAGAUAUCAAUGUCAAAGGUAAGGUGGUAGCCUGUGAGAGAGGAGGGGGAAUUGGAAGAAUUGCCAAGGGGGAAGAAGUCAAAAGCGCUGGAGGAGCUGCGAUGAUUCUCUUAAAUCAAGAAACCGAUGGUGUUAGUACAGAAGCAGAUGUUCAUGCUCUUCCAGCAGCACAUGUCAGCUUUAGCAAUGGACUAAAGAUUAAAGCCUACAUAAACUCAACGGCAACACCAACAGCAACACUAUUAUUUAAAGGAACUGUCAUUGGGGACUCAUACGCUCCUGUUGUUGCUUCUUUCUCAUCAAGAGGCCCUAGCCUGGCUAGUCCUGGAAUUUUGAAACCAGACAUCAUUGGACCAGGUGUCAGCAUUCUUGCAGCUUGGCCAUUCCGUCUUGACAAUGACACAAAUCCAAAUUCUGCUUUCAACAUAAUGUCCGGCACAUCAAUGUCAUGCCCACAUCUCAGUGGAAUAGCAGCUCUGCUCAAGAGCUCUCACCCUUACUGGUCACCAGCUGCCAUUAAAUCUGCUAUAAUGACUACUGCUGAUGUUGUAAAUCUAGAAGGCAAAGCCAUUCUUGAUGAAACACUUGCCCCUGCAGACAUCUUCGCCAUUGGUUCAGGCCAUGUCAAUCCAACAAGGGCAAAUGACCCAGGACUAGUCUACGAUCUUCAACCUGAUGAUUACAUUCCUUAUCUCUGUGGCCUAGGUUACAAAGAUGAAGAAGUAGGAAUUAUUGCACACAGACAAAUAAAUUGCUCAGAAGAAUCUCCUAUACCUGAAGGAGAGCUAAACUACCCUUCAUUUUCUGUCACACUAGGACCAUCUCAAGUGUUCACAAGGACGGUGACCAAUGUUGGUGAUGCAUAUUCAACUUACACAGUCAAGGUUGUUGCACCAGAUGGAGUCUAUGUGAGUGUUAAACCCAAAAAGCUUUACUUCACAAAAGUGAACCAAAAAGCACAAUAUGAAGUGUCUUUCAGCAACAUUGCUUCAAGUGGGAAAAGCAAUGCCUAUGGUCAAGGAUUUCUGGCAUGGGUUUCUGUCAAACACUAUGUUAGGAGUCCAAUCUCUGUUAAAUUUCAGUAAAAACGGAUGCACUGCAUGGUAGGCAAACAUAGAUUUGCACUGCCUCUAUUAAAAUCUCUAAGAAUUAUAUUCAUCAAGACGUGUACCAUCUAGGUUCAUAAUAUUCAUUUCUAUAAAGAGUGUGAGCAGUACGAGUAAUUUAACAGAAUGAAGAAGAAAAAAGGUUUAUUUUAUUUCCACUAGCAUCACCGAGAUGGAAGUUCGAAUAGACAGAAAGUAAAUAAAUAAAUAAUCUACAGAAACGAAACAUCUUACUAGUUACUACUUCUUUCCUACUCAAAUGAAAGAUAUAGACGUCUCAAUAUCACAAGAAAUUUCUAGAGUACUACAGAACGUAGCUACUUAGUCAGGCACAAAACUAGCAAUUACAAACAAGCAUCUCUAAACCCAAUUUAUGCACCAAAAAUUGGUAAAACCUAAGAAAAACAGGUUUCUCGCUUUUCUCCCUCAUAAGAGAAAAAAAAUCUUAAGUCUUCCAAGGAUCUAGUACUUCUGGCAAAUGACAGUAGGGGCAGCAUGAAUUUUGUCCCCAACUCAUAUUGAACUAUUGAUUCAGUUUUUCCUGCCUUCAAUCAUAAUUCCAUAUAGCAGUGAGAAACUAACUUCAUAGAGGAUGACAAACUGAGCAACAUGCUAGUCCAUCAUCCAAAACCAGGAGGCACAUCGGGGUCCUCAUCAGUACAGCAAUCUGGUUUCUGGUAUUCCUUACCAACAGAUAAAGUGGGUGACUCACCAUGAUCAACAUGACCACGCUCAAGCUUCUCCUGUAAUAUAACAGGCCCUCCCAGCUGAUCAGCCACCUGUCUUUUUUCAUGGCGUAAAGACGGUUUCAGAUCCUUAAUUUUUCUCUUCAAAUGUUUAUGGGAGACUGAGAAUCCAGGUGGUUCGUGUGACUCAUUUUCAGACAACAUUGCUUUACUGGAUGGAACAAGUAUCAAAUCCUUAUCAUUAUCUUUCUUUUGAACUGGCAGUAUCUGAGAUGUUGAGGAUUCAACCUCCACUUUCACUUCUGGGUUCGUUAGUCUGUUGUAGACAGAUUGAACAGUCUCUUUAAU
This is a messenger RNA of Cannabis sativa, 3695 nucleotides long. RefSeq names its product subtilisin-like protease 4. The transcript has a single exon. The record is from RefSeq and is a predicted model, not a curated record. Gene Ontology annotation, molecular function: serine-type endopeptidase activity. Bases 391 to 2640 code for a protein of 749 amino acids. Gene Ontology annotation, biological process: proteolysis. NCBI's taxonomy places the organism in Eukaryota, Viridiplantae, Streptophyta, Magnoliopsida, Rosales, Cannabaceae.